UCACCAAAUUCGUAGUUAGAGAAGUAGGGUCAAUCCUCUUCACAGAAUUUAACUUCUCGUUAGUAGGAUGAAUCUCACUUCACUCGAGGAAAAGCCUCAAACUUUCAAUUCCUGUUGCAGGAACGUCCUGACAGCUAACUUUUGUGUUACGAGCUACUUAAUUAGCAGAGAAGUUUGAGCAUAAGUGAAACGGCGAGUUUUGAAAUUAUUUAAACGGAGCGUUUUGGCUACAACAGAAAUGUCCACGUACUUGUUUACAGUUUCUUUAAUAAUUGCAUGUAUUGCAUGGUAGCGUUUUUCAAGGAAAAAUACAGUAACAAAUUAUUUGUUCUCUCUCUCUUAUCUUCUUCUUCCAAUUUCUCCUACUCUAUUCCUCUGUUCUUAACUCAAAAUUUAGUCCCGCAACAAAGGUAUCAGAGCCAUUCUCGAUCCCUUCCAUGGCUGGUGACGGAGUUUCUACAAGGUUACAGAAGGAGGUGGGCGGUAUGCAGCAAGAGAUUUCCAAGAUUCAUGAGGAGAUCACUCGGGUGGAAACAAAGUUGGAACAGCGGCUACAGGAUUUUAAAACUGAGUUUCAAGGAGAUCUUCAAGUUUUGCUGAGUCAGUACUUUGGACCACCACCAGUAGGAUCAUCGGCAAAUGUCUCCGGAGACAAAGGCAAGGGUGUUUUGGGAGCUCCUCCAGGUUUCGGCCCUAAGAACAGGGAUUUUCCUCCGAUGCAGGCAGAAACUGUAAUCCCAAAUGGGGGCAGUGAACAAGUGAAAGAUUCAUCUCAUAUAGCUGGGGUUUCUAUUAAUCACAGUCGAUUAGAGUGUCCCAAGUUUGAUGGCACCGAUUUCAGGGGGUGGUGGACUAAGUUGGAGCAGUAUUUUGAAGCAGAAGAGAUACAUGAUGCUAGCAAAGUUCGCGUGGUAAUAUUAAACUUGGAGGGCCGAGCGUUAGAGUGGCAUCACUUUUAUUCUCAACGCAAUGGUGGGUUGCAAAGGUUAGCAUGGCCAGCAUAUAUUAGGAGUCUCCAGGACCGUUUUGGGUGUGGAACGUUUGGGGACCCGAUGAGGGAAUUGGUCAACUUAAAGCAACAAGGUACGGUUGAGCAGUUUCAAGACCUUUUUGUAGGUUUACUUAAUCAAUUGCACCUACCUGAAUCAUAUGCUCUCAGUAUAUUUCUGGGAAAUUUGAAAUCAGAAAUAGGCCAUUAUUUAGACUUAUUUACACCAUCGACCCUGAUGGAAGCCUUUCAAUUGGCUAAAAAGAUAGAGAUACUAAUGUCACAUUCGGGAAAGGGAUCUACGACCACUAUGGGAGUUCAGUCAUCUAGAACUUUUAGCAAUACUUCUGCCUUAUCGAGACCAUCUUCUUUUCCUACUAGACCAGUAGUCGGUAAUCAGGGGGCUACUAAGGUUUCAACUAACAACCAGGGGUCUAGAAACAUUUCUCCAGCAGUGAUGGCUGAAAGGAAACAAAAGGGCCUUUGCUUCUGGUGUGGGGUUAAGUAUCACGCAGGUCAUAAGUGCAUGAGGUCUCAACUGUAUCAAGUUUUGUUGGAACCUCAUUCUGACGGGGAGAUUGAGGAGUUUCAGGAGUGUUCUGACAAGUUGGAGGAAAAUGGGGUCGAUGAGGAAGGUCUGACAUCUCCUACCAUUUCGCUUAAUGCUCUUACCGGAAUGCAGGGACACAACACCAUGCGGAUGGCUGCGAAAUUGGGGACUCAUUGGGCUAUCAUUUUAGUUGAUUCAGGUAGUACCCAUAACUUUGUUGAUGCAAAAUUGGUUCACAGGUUAUCGUUACCAGUGAUGCGACAGGAGCAGUUGAGAGUUUCCGUAGCAAAUGGGAGCUGUUUGUUCACUAGGGGUUUGUGCAAAGAGAUUACUUGGGAGGUGCAUAACCAAAGAUUUACAACUGAUUUCAUGGUGUUAGCCUUGAAAGGAUGUGAUAUGGUUUUGGGAGUGCAAUGGCUAUUGACUCUAGGAGACAUUAUGUGGAAUUUUGGAUCCCUCACAAUGCAGUUUAAGGUAGCAGGGGAGUCUUAUGUCCUCCAAGGCAUAGCUCCAGGUUCCCUGGCAGCAGAUAAUAUGGAAUUUAAACCAAGGUGUUUUGCAGCUGUUGGACAAUCAAUGGGUCCUUUUUCAGCAGUGUUGAGCUCGCCUAAACAAAUGGUACUGACUACCAAGGAGAACGAGAACCAUGAGCUUCAUCUUCAAGGGUUGUUAAGGGAGUUUGAUGACAUAUUUCAGGUUCCCAAAGGGUUACCUCCUCGCAGGGUGCACGAUCACAAGAUUCCAUUAAUGAAUGAAGGAGUAGUGGUCAAGAUGCGACCCUACCGAUAUCCAGCAUUUCAAAAGAAUGAAAUGGAGAAGCUUAUUAAAGAAAUGUUACAGGCUGGUAUUAUCCGUGACAGCACCAGUUCUUUUGCCUCUCCCAUUGUUAUGGUCAAGAAGAAGGAUGGGAGUUGGAGAUUAUGUGUGGAUUACAGACAGUUAAACCAACACACUGUCAAAGACAAGUUCCCUUUUCCGGUGAUUAGGAAAGUCGGGGCUGUGGCAUAUACCCUGCAACUUCCACCGCAAUCUCGAAUUCAUCCGACAUUUCAUGUUUCUCAACUAAAGAAACAUGUGGGGACGGUUCCAACACAGGCUCAAUUGCCAUUGAUGGAUGAGCAUGGUGUCUUGCCCAAGGAACCUGUUCGUAUUAUAGACCGAAGGAUAGUUAAGAGGGGAACUCAGGCGAUAACGGAGGUGUUAGUGGAGUGGGCAAAUUCCUUUCCGGAAGAUGCAACAUUGGAGUCUUUCACUACGUUUCAGAGCAAGUUUCCUAAUUUCUAGCCUUGAGGACAAGGCUGUCUCGCAAGGAGGAAGUACUGUUACGAGCUACUUAAUUAGCAGAGAAGUUUGAGCAUAAGUGAAACGGCGAGUUUUGAAAUUAUUUAAACGGAGCGUUUUGGCUACAACAGAAAUGUCCACGUACUAGUUUACAGUUUCUUUAAUAAUUGCAUGUAUUGCAUGGUAGCGUUUUUCAAGGAAAAAUACAGUAACAAAUUAUCUGUUCUCUCUC
This is a messenger RNA of Gossypium raimondii (Peruvian cotton), 3051 nucleotides long. RefSeq lists its product as uncharacterized. Bases 438 to 2822 code for a protein of 794 amino acids. The transcript has a single exon. Lineage: Eukaryota; Viridiplantae; Streptophyta; Magnoliopsida; Malvales; Malvaceae. The record is from RefSeq and is a predicted model, not a curated record.